Molecule: messenger RNA, 519 nt
Organism: Adineta ricciae
Lineage: Eukaryota; Metazoa; Rotifera; Eurotatoria; Adinetida; Adinetidae
Source: the annotation of a GenBank genome assembly
AUGAUUUACAAGCUAGUAUGGUUUUACGUUGCUCUUCUUCUCUCGCCAACACUUAUCCAUGCAUACGAGAAGCAAACAGAACUAGCGAGCAAAGGGUCUAUGCUGAGAAUGCCAGCUGCUAUAGCCUUAGCACCAUAUGCGGGUAUGGCUUUGGCUCCUCCAGUAUAUUUGGCUUUGGCUGCAGCUUUUGGUGUUGGUGUUUUGGUUAGCUAUGGAAUCAGUAUGCUCAAUGAAAAUAAUGAGGAACCAUGUUCAUCAAAUGGGCGACUACCACUUGGACGAAAAUCAACGGGUAGAAGCACUCCUCGAGAUCUUAAUGAGCAAAUAGCACUUCGUAGUGCUAUAACUGCAUCAGAUUAUGGUAAAUUUAUUUCGCCAAUCGGUGACUCGGCAUGGCCAGAACCAGGCUGGUACAAGAUGAGCUUCAAUUACCCCCUCUCGAAUGGGCGCUCAAUUGAACUUCAUUAUAACAGAAAUAAAUUCACCUGUGACGUUGAUGAUUUCAAAUUUAAAAAUUAA